Molecule: messenger RNA, 1296 nt
Organism: Agelaius phoeniceus (red-winged blackbird)
Lineage: Eukaryota; Metazoa; Chordata; Aves; Passeriformes; Icteridae
Source: RefSeq, a predicted model, not a curated record
AUGGCGCAGGGGGAGCCGCGGCUGUGCAGGGCCCAUGCCGGGCGGCCGCUGGAGCUGUUCUGCGAGGACUGCGGGUGCUGCGUGUGCGCGCUGUGCCCGGCGCUGGGCGCGCACCGCGGACACCGCGCCUGCCUCCUGCCGCAGGCCGCACGCCGCACAGAGGAACUCAUGGCAUUGUGCUUGAAGAAUCCAGAAGAGAGAAAAGAGGAAGAAGAUGGCAACAGAAGGAGCAUAGAGCAGGCUGUAAAUGAUGUGAAAGCACAUGCUGAUAUGAUUAAACAGCAGCUGUCAGAAAAAAUUACUGAGCUUCAGUUACUUCUUCGGGAGGAAGAGAGUCUGGCAAAAAUCUUCAUUGAUGAAAAGACUCAGCAAGCUCUGGGAACACAUGAUCAGCAUUUGAGGUCCUGUGAAGAACAGCUUGAAGCCCUCGAGACCUUCACACAUUGAAUCAGACAAAUACAACAGGACAGUGAUCCUAUUAAUUUGCUGGAGAAGUACACAGAAAUUGAGAAGGAAAUUAAGGAAUCCAGACACCCAUUAGAAAAGUGGCAUCCAAUAUUGCUCUCGUUUGAACACUUACUUAACCAUUAUAAACACUUCAUCAGAGCUCUGCAGUCCAUUCUACAGAAACCAUUGGAAGCCCAGCUUAAAGAAGGAACCUGGGAGAACGUUUUCAGUAGCCUUAAUCUCACUGCAAAGAAGGAGCCUGGGACAGUGCUGAAAACCUUGACUCCUGUUGAUCGGUUGCUUUUCUUAAAACAUGCAAGAUCACCAACCUGGGAAUAUGACAGCAUUCACCCAAAACUGAAAUUGUCAGAAGACCACCUUGAAGUAAGCUGUAGCUGGAGGAGAAUACUUUGCCCCUGUAGUCCCCAAAGAUCUGAUAAAUUAUGGCAAGUGCUAAGCAGAGACGCAUUCCUUUCUGGGAGCCAUUACUGGGAAGUUGACCUGCUUCGUGCUGGAGAGAGGCAGUGGAUUGGCGCAGCCUACCCGACCAUUGGCAGGAAAGGAGACUCUGAAGCCUGUCGACUGGGCUGGAAUAGAGCAUCUUGGUGCCUUAAGAAGUUUGAUUUUGAAUACUGGGCAUUUCACAAGGGAGAGAGAAUCCCCAUCCUGGUAGAACAUGAUCCUGAUUGCAUUGGCAUUUUUCUAGAUUAUGAAGCAGGAAUCCUUUCAUUCUACAACGUUAGCAAUGGCAUGGCUCAUUUGCACACCUUCUGCUGCAAAUUCACAGACCCAGUUUAUCCAGCCCUGAGACUCUGGGAAGGGUCCAUUAGAACAUGCAAACUAACGUAA